This is a messenger RNA of Alternaria burnsii, 843 nucleotides long. Its product is annotated as acyl-n-acyltransferase. Lineage: Eukaryota; Fungi; Ascomycota; Dothideomycetes; Pleosporales; Pleosporaceae. Bases 1 to 843 code for a protein of 280 amino acids. The transcript has a single exon. The record is from RefSeq and is a predicted model, not a curated record. Gene Ontology annotation, molecular function: acyltransferase activity, transferring groups other than amino-acyl groups.
AUGGCAGAACAAAAAGCCGCCUUCAUCAAAGUCCCCACCGACCUCACCAACGGCUUCCAAACCAUGCCCGUCGAGCCCUCAAGACGGCUACCUGAAUCCGACAUACGUAUCGAACUCUGCACCGAACACGACGCAACCAAGAUUGCCGAGGGCCUCUAUCUGUGUUUUCCCGACGACUGGUGGGCAAAGAAAGAGCCACUGGAUCUCCGUCCCCAGGAAAACAGUAACCAGAUCCGUAUCCAGCGAAUGGCUGCACGCCUGACCCCAGCCAUCACGGACCCACAUCACAGCUUCAUCAAAGCCGUCUAUGUCGCCACGGGCGAAACGAUUGGCAUAGCAGGCUGGACACUUCCGUCGAAUCCGGGCGUGCACAACAUGUUCCGCCGCUCUGCUGUCGACCACUACGGGUGGCAAGAGAAGAUGGGCUGGAGCGAUGCUGAGCUCGAGGAGAUGUGGUCGCAUGUUAGCAAUGAGACUUGGAGCGUUCAGUUUGGCAAGGAUGACGAGACGAGGAGGGAGAUUACAGAGGGGAAGCCGCAUUGGUAUCUUGCGCCGUUGCUAACGUGGCCCGAGUGGCAGGGACGCGGGGUGGGGAAGAGGUUGAUGGAUUGGGCUAUCAGGCAGGCGGAUGCGGAGGAGGUUAGUACGCCGAUGUAUUUGGAGAGUAGGCCGAGUGCUAGGCCGGUUUAUAUGCAUUUGGGGUUUGUGCCGUGUGGGGAGUAUAACAUGCUCAGGAGGGGACCGGCGGUGGUGAGAGGGUUGGAGGCAGAGGAGGAGAGUAAGACUGCGGAUGUUAGGGUGGAUGUUGUGGCGAAGAAGACGGAGGCUGAUGUGGUGGGGUAG